AACAAUGCCGGUUUGGAAAUAGCUGUUUUAGAUUAAUGCCAUUUGUUUUCAUCAGCACCAAGAAAGCCAUCAACUGUCGCAUCGGUCGCAUCUGAAUUAAUACACUGUAGUCAUGGCCUUAAGUAUGGAUGACAAGCUACUUGGAGAAAAAACUCAUUACUACUGCAGUAGCAGUGAGGGAGAGGAGGAAUCUGAUUCAGAACAUUCUCAAGGGGAAACUGGAAUCUCGAAGCAAGAUCAAGCUCCUGCAGACAUUAAUUCAUAUCAGGGUACUUGCAUAAAUACAGGUCCAAAGGGUGUGAUCCGUGACUGGCGUGAAUUUAAACAACUAGAAACAGAAAAGAAAGAAGGUCAAGAGGCAAAGAAACGAAUGCUUGAGAAGAAACUGUCUAAGACAUGUCACUCUUAUCUUAAUGAUGAAUCUGAAAAGACCAAGGAUGAAAUGUUUUUUGAAGAACUGACAGAGUUGGAGGAUGAAUUUCUACAGCAAUAUCGUAAACGCAGAAUGGAAGAGAUGAAGAAAAUGUUAGAGAACAGGCCAGUGUUUGGAAAAGUCCUGUCGUUAUCAGAAGGUGACUUACUGACGGCUAUAGAUAAUGAGAAGUCACAAGUUACAGUCAUCAUUCAUAUCUAUGAAGAGAAUUCUCAAGCUUGUGAGGCAAUGAAUGGUUGUUUGAUGUGUUUAGCACAAGAGUAUCCAAGGGUGAAAUUUUGCAAAAUUCAGGCAUCAGCUGCCACUCUGAGUGGAAACUUUGCAGCCAAUGGUGUUCCAGCACUCUUGAUAUACAGAAACCAAGAAUUGAUAGGAAACUACAUCCGAUUGUCAGAUGAAUUUGGAGAGGAUUUUUUUGCUUCUGACAUAGAGUGCUUUUUACAAGAACAUGGUGUGCUUCCAGCUGAAGAAUUAUUACCUGGUGUCCGGGAUAAAGUUACAGGGGAACUGCGAAUACCUUUGUCACAAGACGAGGACAGUGGAAGUGAUUUUGAGAUUGACUGAUAGUAACCGAAUUAAUUAUUCGUUCAAAAGACAUUUUUACCAAACUGGAAAAUAUGAUAGCAUAUUUCCACAUGCUACAUAACAA
This is a messenger RNA of Haliotis rubra (blacklip abalone), 1082 nucleotides long. Its product is annotated as phosducin-like protein. NCBI's taxonomy places the organism in Eukaryota, Metazoa, Mollusca, Gastropoda, Lepetellida, Haliotidae. Gene Ontology annotation, biological process: regulation of G protein-coupled receptor signaling pathway. The transcript has 8 exons. The record is from RefSeq and is a predicted model, not a curated record. The coding region runs from base 113 to 997 and encodes 294 amino acids.